GCGGGAAGCGGAUUGGACGACCCGGUAGGGUUUCUGAAGUCGCGCGUGACUCGUCGGUUUCUCGGCGUCGGCGCUUGCUGUGUGCGUCACUUCCGGGCGGCGCGGAACGGAGUGGUUAACGGCCUGUAGAGCACCAUGCCCAAGUUUUAUUGUGACUACUGCGAUACAUACCUCACUCAUGACUCUCCAUCUGUGAGAAAGACACACUGCAGUGGUAGGAAACACAAAGAGAAUGUGAAAGACUACUAUCAGAAAUGGAUGGAAGAGCAGGCUCAGAGCCUGAUUGACAAAACAACCGCUGCAUUUCAACAAGGAAAGAUACCUCCGACUCCAUUCUCUGCUCCUCCUCCUGCAGGGGCAAUGAUCCCACCUCCUCCUAGUCUCCCGGGUCCUCCUCGCCCUGGUAUGAUGCCAGCACCUCAUAUGGGAGGUCCGCCCAUGAUGCCAAUGAUGGGUCCUCCUCCUCCUGGGAUGAUGCCAGUGGGACCUGGUUCCCAGCAUGGGCCUCCUGCUCACCUUUCCUACAGCUCCGACCAAACGCUUAGUGCUCCUGGAAUGAGGCCACCUAUGGGAGGCCACAUGCCAAUGAUGCCCGGGCCCCCAAUGAUGAGACCACCUGCCCGUCCCAUGAUGGUACCCACUCGUCCAGGAAUGACUCGACCAGACAGAUAAGGAGAGAGGGGAGCCUCUUUCUAUCGUUUUAUAUUACUUGUUCUACUUCACCAGGAGAUCAUGGUGCUGUGACUCUGGGUGUUUUCUCACAGCCUGACAAGGAAGACUUGCUCCCUAUCCCAUCAAAGAGAGAAUCAUUUUGGAGGGGAGUGGUGGGACAAAAAAAGCAGCGGUUUUCAUUUGUAUUGUGAAAUGUGAAAAUAAAAUUGUCAGCUCUUUUAGUUAAAAAUGUGUUCCUUUUUUUCUCUCCUCUGUAUUCUUCGUGUAUUAUAAAGGAGAUGAAGCAUU
Molecule: messenger RNA, 960 nt
Organism: Equus caballus (horse)
Lineage: Eukaryota; Metazoa; Chordata; Mammalia; Perissodactyla; Equidae
Gene: SNRPC
Product: small nuclear ribonucleoprotein polypeptide C
Biological process (GO): spliceosomal snRNP assembly; mRNA 5'-splice site recognition; mRNA splicing, via spliceosome
Cellular component (GO): U1 snRNP; nucleus
Molecular function (GO): pre-mRNA 5'-splice site binding; zinc ion binding
Source: RefSeq, a predicted model, not a curated record